GUAUAAGUGAUGCAAUCAUGUGUUGAUUGAGUGGUGUUUUUCAAAACAUCAAGUGUUGAACCAAAGCGUUGGGACCAAAGAUGACGAUAACUCGCACCACAAAGAGUGGUAAGACUGACCACAAAGAGACCAUUGAGUGGAAGAAAGUGUUGUAUGAGAGACAAGGAGUGAAAGACCAUUACGUCCCGCCAUCUUUCCUCAAAGAUCUUCGCAAAAAUGUGAAUUUACAGAAAUAUGAGCUCAAAGACUGUAUCCUGUCUUCGACUGCAUUGACACAAGAGAUCUGUUCGAUUGUCAUCUUUAUUGUGGUCUUUCUAUACCUCGAUUCGGGUCGACCGCAGCUCUCGAUCGCUAUCUGUAUCUCAAUCGCUGUCAUCACUCUCUUCUUGUACUCGACACUCAUCUUCGUGUCGCCGAGUAAUGACGUGAUCAACGAAUUGAAAAGCGCCGCCAUAUUCCUCAUCAGCGGUUUAGCGGUGUCUCCGAUACUGAAGACAUUGACGGAAACGAUAAGCACAGACACGAUCUACGCGAUGGUGACAGUCAUGAUGUUAGUUCACCUCACUUUCUACGACUACGGCGCCAAAGCAGCCAUCGUUAGCACUCCGGUCGCACUCAAUGCCGCCAUUUUCGGUGGCGUAUGUCUCGCCUCCCGGCUCUCCACCACUUACGACGCCUUCGCGUUACUUAUCUUCGCGUCCGAUAUAUUCGUCUUAUCGGCGAUUCUUAGACGAAGAGUACAAACAGAGAACUGGAAGAUAUGUUUGACUGUAUUUUAUUGGAGCACUUCAUUCACACUACUGUCCAUCGCGUGUCCGCUAAUAUAUUUACUGCUAUUUAUAGUACUAUUGGUUUGCAUUAACUUUAUUUGUCCGCUCGGUUUCUAUCGGUGCCAGAAAUACAAAGAGUAUGUGUCUUAA
This is a messenger RNA of Medioppia subpectinata, 920 nucleotides long. The record is from the annotation of a GenBank genome assembly. Lineage: Eukaryota; Metazoa; Arthropoda; Arachnida; Sarcoptiformes; Oppiidae.